UCGGCUGCGGCAGCGGUGUGUAUCGGAAAGCGAAUCAGGUUCUGUGGGUGCCGUUGCUAGAGAGACAAAAGAAACGCUAAACAUCGGUCAACUGUCCGGGUCCGGGAGAGAGAAGCGGAUUUGCACCCGUGGAGUUGUGCCCCACUAGAAGUGUCCGUUCCUUCGGGCCGAUGUCCUGCCCGAUUCUCGGCGGGUCGCACGAGGCGUAGCACGGUUGCUCUUUGCCCCGCCACGAUAGCCCAUGCGAUUGGUGGCCGCGGUUAACGCACGGCGCAGCGAACCAACACGCACCCGCGGGGUGUGCUUGUGAGAGGGAAGGUGCGCUGCGACCAGCCCAAUAGAAGGCAUCGUCACGGCGGGGUGGCGUAAGAGACUGCGUCAGGCGGCAGCAGGCCGCCGUUCACUCGUCGGGCGGCAGCAGCCGUGGUCUUGAAAUCCUCGCGUUCGAGAACCCGAGCCAGCCAGCGGCCAUGGAUUGCCCGCACAUCGGCGAUAACGUGUCUCUCGGCAAAGGCUCGGUGCGGGCGGCCAAAAGUGCGGGGAGCGGCACCUCCAUCGCGGGAGGAUCGCCUUCGUCGGAAAUCUGCCUAGCCUCCACCCUUUCUGCGCCAGCUGCUGCUAACGGCCCUGGGCCGCUGCCGGACGGGGCAGCACUCGCCUUGGGCGAUGAUCUAUCGACCGCCUCUACUGCGUCAUCUCCUACGGUACCUUCGAGACACUGGAAAUGCUCAGAAUGUUCCAUCAAUAAAGACAACUGGAUGUGUUUACAAUGUGGCGUGGUGCUUUGUGGCCGUUACGAUAAUGGUCACGCUCUGAAGCACUCGAAUGGCAAUCGAAACCAUAACAUUUGCAUGAAUACCGCCAACCAAUCAGUAUACUGCUACAAAUGUGAUGAAUUCGUGAUAAAUGACACUGUCGAGAACGCGUUAGAUGAGAUUCGGCAAGAGCUGAAGGACGGAGACCAGAUGGACACGAUCUCCGAGACAUCAUCCACGCUGGAAGAGAUUAGCUCGUCGAAAUCGAUACAAGAAACGGCCAGUACAUCGUCAUCCAGUGACUCCGGCUGGGAGGAACCAUCGCCCACGGCGCUGGCCGCGCCCACCCCUUCCCAUCCCACCGCGAUAACCAGUGCGCGCAAGUUGCGGCCAAGAAAACGUACCAUUUCAAGCGACAGCAACAACGAAAAUGGUGCAACGACAGCCAAGCGGAAGUCGAUGCGGCGCGUCGUCGGUCUGCGGAAUCUGGGCAACACUUGCUUUAUGAAUUCAGUAUUACAGUCGCUGAGCAACAUACAGGAGUUUAGCUGCUACUUCAAUACGAUGCCUGCGCUGGAGGCGAAACACAAGCAGAAGGCUUACCACUCGCGCAGCAUGAAGGACGCGAUGGAUGAUGUUUUUGUUGUGGAGGAACUGCGGAAGGUGUUGCUGAACCUGAGCCAAGGUGGCGAUGGAACGAAGGGUGCAAUCUCACCCGAAUGCCUCUUUCUGGUCAUCUGGAAGGUAGUUCCCCAGUUUCGCGGACAUCGGCAGCAUGACGCGCACGAGUUUCUGCGUUACAUGCUUGACCGAUUGCACACCGAGCUACAGCAAGUGUCGUUUCCGGUCGAGCUUGCCAAGUCGGGCGAAAGCAAGAACCCCUACAACGUGUCCGGGCUGAGUCAUUUGCAGGCCAAGGGACGCAACUCGAUCGUGACGAACGUGUUCGGCGGGGUCUUGCAGAGCGAGGUACGCUGCCUGAUCUGCGGUAUGGAAAGCAAAAAGCACGACCCGUUCCUCGAUCUGUCGCUAGACAUUCCGGAAAAGUACUACAGUAAAGAACAUGGCACUAUUGACAGCGGUGCCAGUGGUGAGGCUACGGGUAACGGGGCAGCACCGGUUUGUCACAUUUCCGAUUGUUUGUCCAGUUUCACGGAGGUCGAAGAGUUGGCAGAAACUGAACUGUACUAUUGCAAUUCGUGCAAAUGUAAACAGAAGUCAACGAAACGGUUCUGGAUUCGCCGACUGCCGAAUGUGUUAUGUUUGCAUAUCAAACGCUUUCGAUGGAACAACUUUUACCGAACAAAAAUUGACCUGAGAAUAGCAUUCCCCAUCAACGCGCUCGAUAUGUCACAGUUUGUGUUAAAUAACGGACCGGAAACAAGACGCUCCAAUUCCAGCUGCAACAUCUACGAUUUAGCUGCCGUUAUCGUUCAUCACGGCAAUGGCUCAAGCUGUGGCCAUUACACAUCAUUCGCCAUCAACAAUGGCGUGUGGAUGCAUUUCAACGAUCAUACGGUGAAGGAGGUAAGCAGUACGGCCGUGGCCGAAUGCAAACCGUACAUUCUAUUCUACAUCAAGCGUGAUCCGACGAAUGCCAACCGACCGACUUCACUGGUGCCGGUUGGUACCGCCGCCACUAAGUCAUCAUCCACCGGUGCCCCCACAUCGGUUAAUCAUCCGUCGUCCUGAGAUUAAGCACUAAAUAUUGGGAUGCUUUUGUUUCGUUCUCAAGACUGAUUAUCUCAUUCGUAAUUAUUCCGACUGAAUCAGACGUUCGAUAGGUUUUGUUGAAUGUGUUGCAUCUGCACUCACCCAAAGUGUAACGCGUUUUAAUUUGAGUUAUGAUUAUCCCCCUUUUUUGGUGUUUUCUUGGUAAGUGGCGUGUUCCAAUGAUCCAAUGAUGAUGCGUUGGAAUGAAUUGUGAGAAAUACGCGCGCAGUGACUUUUGUUUUGGGUCCAUUAUUGCUGAAACGGGGAAUGCAUGUGAUCAGCCUGUUGUUUAGAAAUAAAACGAUAAAAUAUUAGCAUUAAUAACCGCAGCAGAUUGAUUUGAGGCCCAAAUAACGAACAAUGCUAACUGUCCUUCGAUUAUGUUGCCAACCUGCGCUUGGUUUGGGGGCUUUCGUUAGCAGCAUGUCAUGUUUGAAGUGUCCAUAAAAUAAGUUCCUUUUUCCUUUGGUUUGUGCACUACUUAUGCAAAUGCUAUUGAUAGCUCCAUAGUCUCACGCACAAAGCAGAACUAAAUUUUACGGUGUAAAGUUUGGAUAAUCUACGACUUGUAUAUAUAAGACCAAAAUGUAUAAAGUUAGAGUUUAGAAUAGUUUAGGAUAUAUGAAAGAUAAACUAGCUACACGAUGCGUCGCAGCAAUGGUCAAGCGAGUUCUUUAGUGAAUCUUCAGUUUUUUCUUUCUUUUUUCGUUCACACACACACACACACUGGUCUGGUACAUAGAAUCAACUUGUGGACGAAGAAUGGUCUCACUGGGUUCUUUCUUUUGAAUUUCUUUUAUAAUUUCCCCAAGCUGAGCUAGCAGCGCUGGAUUUGGUUUUCUAUGUGCAUUUUUUAGAUGCACAACCGCAGUUUACAUAACGUCAGAAACAUACUUACCUUCAUUAGUUUUCCUCUUUCAUCAUGUAUAUGUAUGACCUCACGCGGUUUAGUUUAUAAGAUGUCCGAUUGGCAAUGUGAUAAAGCAAUGCAUUUUAGUUUGCGUAAUUAUCUAAAUCUAAUCCUUUACCGUAAUGACGAGUUUCACACGCCAAAGCGAACGUUGAUUGAUUUAAAUUCGCCCACUAACCUCGAUUUGCCCUGCCGGUCAUGGAUCUAUGUAAUAACAAAGUAGGCAAGUGAACAAACAAACGUCCCCGUUGUUGGCGGUCCUUUUCUAGAUAAGGUGUAGAUCUAUAAAUGAGCAUAUUUUGAAACGAAUAUUUUCUAAGGUGAUUCUCAAAGAGGCCGCGAGUUUUUGUGAUGUUGUGUUUUGCAUUCAGUUUUAGGCUAUUUUCAAUAUGCUUCUUUUACUGCUUCACGCCCUGUUUAAGCUAUUAUUGUUGCAAGCAGAAACAUUCUAUGGGUGAUCCUAACUUUAGCUUAAAAUGCGAUCAUGUGUCAUUUUAGAACCAACUCCGUUUGAUUCGUGAACUGCAUGCUAAAUGUCAUUGAUCCUCUUCUAUCUAACUACCGAGCAACUAUUCACACAAGUUUAGAAACCGAAGAAAAAAGCGAGACAUCCAGAAAUAGAUCAAACUGCAAACUUUGACCGCAAACAUAAUAAUUACGGGACAAACUGGCGAAAAUGUUUAGCAACAUAGCAACCAAAUAAAACAAAUACUCCUUAUCAUGCAGUUCAAGGCGGCAUUAUCAUUACUACGAUAUUAGGAUGGCAUGCAUCUGAUAUAUCCGUGCUAUGGAAUAGUUAGAUCAAAGGAAAUACAGUCUCGGGCUAUAUGGAGGCAAGAUAGUGGUUCGUUUUUAGUAUACGGACGGCAAAAGUAGUACGAAUUUAACAAAUAAAUUCCAAACACAAGUCAACGGGCCGAGCGUAAGAGGAAAGCCCUCAAACAGAUGUUGCAAGCCACAGAUUCUGCAUAAUAACCUCCAAAUUAAUACAUAUAAUGGUAUAUAAUUUAAAUUAGCAUUACAACCAUUUGUUUAUUUGCUAGGCUUGAUCUUAGAUAUUAAAGCAUCAAUUGAAUCACGAACAAACUUCUGUAAUAAAGAGAAUCAAUUAUGAAAA
Anopheles bellator is the source of this 4495-nucleotide messenger RNA. Its product is annotated as ubiquitin carboxyl-terminal hydrolase 3-like. NCBI's taxonomy places the organism in Eukaryota, Metazoa, Arthropoda, Insecta, Diptera, Culicidae. The transcript is spliced from 7 exons. Gene Ontology annotation, cellular component: cytoplasm. Bases 471 to 2447 code for a protein of 658 amino acids. Gene Ontology annotation, molecular function: zinc ion binding; cysteine-type deubiquitinase activity. The record is from RefSeq and is a predicted model, not a curated record. Gene Ontology annotation, biological process: protein deubiquitination.